UCUACAUAAAUAUGCGCACACAGCUCUGCGCGGCGGCAAACAAAAAUGUCAAAUUUUUAGAACUUUCAAAACAAUUAAUUAAAGAUGAAUUCUAGACCGUCAAGUCGUGGAGGUGGCGAUUCAGGGACAGCGCAACUUCUUCUUCGGAAACUAUGUUGUAAAGUAACAGGCUUGUCAGAGGGUGAUGUGCAACCAUAUUUGCAGCGAGCCUAUACAGUGUUAGGGAGUAACUGCAGUACACCAGCUGAAAGUGAUGAAUUCCAAGUCUCGGAAAGAAUAAGACGAAGAUUGGUACGUCGAGGCAGAGAGAAAGAUGCGAUCACAUUUACAGAGCUACACAGGAAGUUACAAUCUCAGGUUAGAACUACAUUCAAUUAUAAAAUCCCACAUUCUGUUUUCAGUUAUGUUCCAUUUAUUCAUUCAUUCAUGUUAAAUGUGUUUUAUUUUACAAGUACAACAUUUGAGGCAGUAAAUGGUGAAAGAGCACACAGACAUGGACCAGUAUCCCGAUUAGUGGGGGCUAUAUCCAGAAAUGAUCCAGGGUCAGAUACAGCCCUGGUGCCAAGAAGUGGGCGUGGUCAUUCUGCUGGGGUUAUCAAGGUACAGGGAGAAAAUACUAGUUUUGAAAUACCAGAAUCUGAGCUUGUGAAAGAUUUGGUGUAUGUUUUCCAAGGUAUAGAAGGAAAAUGGAUCAAGUUUGAUGCUUCAAAAGAUGCAUACAAAGUUGAUGGCCAGGCUGGGAUACCGAAAGCAAUACGACAGCUUGUUAGUAAGCUGGCAGAAUGUGGCUGGUUAUUUAACAAAGUGAAGAAUUAUGUGGAAACAAGAAGUGCAGAUAAAACUUUUGGACUUGUUGGACAGAGUUUUUGUGCUGCAUUACAACAAGAGUUGACAGAAUAUUACAGACUCAUAGCUGUAUUAGAAUCUCAGUUACAAGAGGAGCUAGAUCAGGGUAUUGGAAUGAGUAAUGCUGGAGUGACAUUAAGAAGACUUGUUGUGUGGACCUUUGAUCCUUUAAUACGACUGAAAAGUCUUGCUGCCAUGGUAGAUGUCUGUAAAGGGAAGAAGGGAGGCGCACUAGCAUCAGCAAUAUAUUCCUACAUGCAGCAUGGAGACCCCUUUGUUAAAUCACUUAUCAAGCAUAUACUCACCAUGGUGUCACAACCUAUUUAUGCUACACUGUUACGAUGGAUACAUGAUGGGGAGUUGGAGGACACUCAUGAUGAGUUUUUUGUUGCGGCGGAUCCUACAGUGAAGAAUGACAAGUUAUGGCAUGAUAAAUACAGCUUGAGAAAAUCUAUGAUACCUACAUUUAUUACAACAGAUCAAGCUAGAAGGAUAUUACUGACAGGAAAGUCUAUAAAUUAUCUCCGACAAGUGUGUCAAGACAGAUCACCAACUAAAAGUCCCGAGUCAGGCGCUUUAAUACUAGAUAUGAGUCAAGCUGAAUGGAUGUUCACCCAAGAUCUGAGUAAUAAUUUCCUAGAUAUGAUACAUACAGUGUACAAGGAGACAAGUAAACAUCUGCUUGAUGUACUCCAUGCUAAAUACAAGUUCAUGGACCAUCUUAAGGCCAUGAGAAGAUACCUGCUUCUUGGACAAGGUGACUUCAUACGCCAUUUAAUGGACCUUCUGGAAGAAGAUCUAGCUAAACCUGCCUCAAAUCUUUACCUGCACAAUCUAACUGGUAUACUAGAAACUGCUAUACGAGGAACUAAUGCUCAAUUUGAUGACUCCGAUAUACUGAAACGAUUAGAUGUACGAUUACUUGAGGUGUCACCAGGUGAUACUGGUUGGGACGUGUUCAGUCUGGACUACCAUGUGGACGGACCCAUCAGAACUGUGUUUACUCCAGACUGUAUGAUCAUGUAUUUGAGAGUUUUUAAUUUUCUGUGGAGAGCAAAACGUAUGGAGUAUGUUCUGUCAUUGAUAUGGAAAAAUCAAAUAUUCAACGCCAAAUUGUUACAAGUUAUUCCAGAGUUGUCAGAAAUAUUACAUCAGUGUCACAUGUUAGGCAGUGAGAUGGUCCAUUUUAUACAGCAGACUCAAUAUUACAUCAGCUUUGAGGUUCUGGAAUGUUCCUGGCACGAGUUACUCAGUAAAGUGCGUGAAGCAGAAGAUUUAGACUGUGUCAUUGCAGCACAUGAGACUUUCCUGGAUACAAUCAUUACAAGAUGUCUCCUAGAUGAACAGUCAAGGGGAAUGGGCCCUGUAAGUCUAUUUGAAAAAUUUACACAUUUUAUCACUUGUUUUAUUUGUUUAUGUGUUCCUCCACAGUUAGAUAUGGUACAACAAUUCUUGCUGAUGGUAACCAGCCACCAGGAUGUUAGUUUACGGUUCCUAAGUUUCCGUCUAGACUUUAAUGAACAUUAUAAAGGCCGGGAACCAAAGCUGCACAGUCCAUUGACUUACAGACCAGGGAAGAAAGUGACUUAGCUCUUUGAACAAAUUUCUGUUCUAUUUGAGACAUGUAUAUUUUGUUAAUCAAAUGACUGCUGAUGGUUUAAAUGUUUAAAUCUGCAGCCAGGGAAUUAGUAUGGUAGCUAAGUGUGAUUCAAAUGAUCAUAGAUGUGAAAUGAGAAACACCGUUUUUGUGUCGCCUCUACGGAGUAGUGGCGACAUAUAGGGAUCACUUCUCCGUCGUCUGUCUGUCCGUCUGUCUGUCUGUCUGUCCGUCCGUCUGUCCGUCCGUCCGUCCGUCACAAAACUUGUCCGGACUACUCCUCAUAAACUACUGGUGCAAUUUCAUCCAAACUUUACAGGAAUGAUCAGUACCAAGUCUAGUUGUGCAUAUUGUCAGGAUUUUCCGGUUCAAUGAUUUUUGUCAGAGUUAUGGUCCUUUAAUAAUUUUUAAUUUUAAAGUUUGUCCGGACUACUUCUCUUAUACCACUAAUGCAAUUUCAAUGAAACUUUACAGGAUUGAUCUGUAGCUCAAGUCCUUGUGCAUAUUGCACGGGUUUUCCGGUUGAAUGAUUUUUGGCCGAGUUAUGGCCCUUUGAUAAAAAGGUUUCUUUUUCUGUGUGUUGCCAGAUACACAAAAGCUUGUCCGGACUACUCCUCAUAAACUACUGGUGCAAUUUCAUCCAAACUUUACAGGAAUGAUCAGUACCAAGUCUAGUUGUGCAUAUUGUCAGCAUUUUCCGGUUCAAUGAUUUUUGUUUGAGUUAUGGCCCUUUAAAAAAUUUUAUUUUUAAAGUUUGUCCAGACUACUUCUCUUAUACCACUUAUGCAAUUUCAAUGAAACUUUACAGGAUUGAUCUGUAGCUCAAGUCCUUGCGCAUAUUGCACGGGUUUUCCGGUUGAAUGAUUUUUGGCCAAGUUAUGGCCCUUUGAUAAAAAGGUGUUUUUUUCUGUGUGUUGCCAGAUACGCAAAAGCUUGUCCGGACUACUCCUCAUAAACUACUGGUGCAAUUUUAUCCAAAUUUUACAGGAAUGAUCAGUACAAAGUGGUUAGUCUAGUUGUGCACUGUCCGUCUGUCUGUCUGUCUGUCUGUCACAAAAUUUGUCCCAACAUGAAAUUGGCCAUCAUGAGGCGACACAUGUGAUUACUGAUCGCUCUUGUAUUGUGUUGAAAGUUAAAAAGUGUCAAAGUUGGAAAUAUUGUGAGUCUUUUCAGCAGACAUAUAUUUCAACAAUCGGAAUAGAAUGUAACUAAAUGGUUUUGUCAUUAAUUGUAUCAAAGAGAUCAUCUCUGGCAGUGAGCUUUAUAUGUCAAACAAAAGUAUAUCAGUUAGUUUAGCCAUAUGUACAUAUUUAUUAAGAGUUUAGUUUAAGUAAAAAAUAAAAUGACAGAAAAUUGCAAGAUUCUCACUAUCACUUGAUAUUUUUAAGCCUAAAAUCACCUUUUGAUCUGUAAUUUCAAAGUGAUGUCACAAAUUAACUUUACUUACUGCUUGUGAUUGUGAAGUUAUAAAUUGAACAUAUGUGAUGUAAAGAAAUGCUUAAUGGUUAUAUUACAUGGAAGAACAAGUGAUGUCAUGAAUAGAAAUUACAUUUUAAGCGUUAUUUAUUCAGAUGUGUACAAGAUUUAUUGUGUUGUAAUAGGUGAACAAAUGUGGCAUGGUCAAAGAAGAAAAUGUGAUUCUCAUUUUGAUCAUAACACUAAAUGUUUUGGAUAACAUUCAAAACCAUGAUGGAAAAAAGUGCUUUUUACUUAUGUGAUUUAUUAUAGUUAUUUUAUGUCUCAAAUUUUCCUGUCAUAUUGAAGCAUGGGACCAAUGAAAUUAACAACAUUCCAGUUUUAUUGAACUGGAUAUAAUAUUUGUAUUAUGUAUGACAUUUGUUUUAGAGCUAUAUGCUUGUCAAGAUUGUAUAAUAACUUAUUUUUGUUAGGUAGUGAAUGCUGUUGUAUCGGCAAUUAUAAAUGAUAGAUAUUUUAAAACUGUUUAAAUUAUCAUACAUAGAAAUGCCACUAAUGAUCAAAGCCCCGUAACAUUUCCAUUUCUGUUGUGUAUAUUUUUUUCAAAAAUUAUGUGUUUACAUUUAUAGAUUAGCAAUUGAUUGAUUUAAUGUCAUUUUGAUUUAUAAAUCUAUCUAGUAAAAUAUUGAUAUAUUGACUACUGUUACAGUUCGCUCUUGCCAUGUUAACAUUAUUAUGAUUGGUUAAUGAUAAUAGAAAUAAUCCAGUUCUAUUGGCUGUACUGGCAUGCGAGCAGUUUCCGUACAGAAGCAGUACCCGUAUUUUUCAUUUAAACGCUUGAUUUUUACUUGCAUUCUUCAAAAAUUCAUUUCAAAUCAAGCAGAUACAUAAACGAGACAAAAUCUAAGUGUCAUUUCGGCAGUACGUAUAAAAAGUCUCAUUUUAAAUCACUUUCACCUGUGCGUCGUCAAAACGUGACCUUGUUUUCUCUGGGGGAUUCCGUCCUUGCGCGCAUGCGCGAAAAUACUUACACGUGAGGCUUGUUAAAGGGUUUACCACUAAUACCACCUGUUUACAAAUAGGUAGGCAAUGUGAUGAAAACUUGUUUAAUUAUCAGAAUUUUGACCAAUAUUACUAUAUAAAAUAAUUUUAUGGCUUUGAUGCGUAAAAUAUCAUGCAUACAAGCAUGCUAUUGCAUGAGAAUGUGUUGGGGUAACGGUACCGGGUAAUAGAUACCCGCGUUUAGUCUACGCUCUAUUUCCUGAAUUACAUCUAUUUAUCUCUUUAGAUAAUGGUCUGUUCAACAAUUGUAAAUGAAAAAUAGGUCCGAUAUAAUAAAAUUGUAUAAUUAUAAUGGUUAGAUUUUAUGUACGGGAACUACUUCUCUUCAUACAAAAUAAUGGAUUAAUUUCGGUACCCCAUAUAAGGCCUCAUAAGUAAGGGUUAUUCUAUGUUUAGAACAUGAUGGAAUUUCCAUGAUUUGUGUGACGAGCCGAAUAUUGAUGUGUAACAUUCAAAAUUUUUGGUGAAUGAGCGUAAUAAAAAAUAAUGUUUAAGUAACUAUGAUUUUUGUACGGGAACUGCUCGCAUGCCAGUAAUGACUUGCCUGUGUCACCAGUAUAGUCUAUAGAUCUAUUACAAGCCUGCCAUACAGUCUGACCAGGCUCUGUAUUGUCUGCUGCUGAAUUAUGUUGAUACUGAUACCCCUAAAACACACAAUGGACAGGUCUAAUCUCAAAGUCAGACUAGUCCAUUAUACUUAUUUGCUGGGUUAGAGUUAAAAAAUCUCACGUUUAAUAAUUGUAUUUCAAAUAAAUGUAUAUUGAAAUCUCGAGUCUUCAAAAACUCCCACUUUGUCAUUAAUUGUUUAUUUAUUUGUACAGAACAACUUUCCUUGUUUUGCGAUAAACUUUUGUUUUGUCUUGUUAAAUUUAAAUGUUACAUCCCCUUUAUGUUGUUGGUCAGAAGCAUUUUCAAGGUUUGUAUAAUAAUAAGUUUCAAUAAUUUUAGACACUGUCAUUCAGGUUAAAGGGUCAAUAUUGAUGUGUUUAUUACGGAUUACACAACGUAACUACUUUUAUUAUAUACCUGUCCAUAUUUUUCUACAUUUAAUACAUGUAACACAUGCACUAGUACAACCUAACAGAAAAAAAAGCUACAUUACACUAAAGUGCAAUCUGCAAUGCCACUGCUGGCAUUAUACCAUUAAUAUUAAUGGCUGAAUAUUUAGUUGAAUUGGACAAGGUAUAUUAUAAAAUUAUAGGAGUUUCUUGAUCAGUUACAUUGUACUUGUAUAUGGUCUUGUGGAUUUUACUAGUAAUGGAUUACUUUAGCAUUAUGGGAGGCUGUCCUAAUAAAAUCUGCCCGACAAAAACAAAUGAAGAUACAUCUGUAAAAACCCUGCUACAUCAAAUUAAACUUUAAAGCUGCAGACUUGUAUUUGUAGAAUAAGUAGAAAACAUUCAUUUACUGUUUAGGACUUGUUAUUCACUGUUAAGUAUUUAUUAAUUUUGAAAUUUUGUAUCUGUUUAGUAUUUUGUUAAUUCUAUUUCCAAGAGCACUGGUGUAUCAAACAAAUUACUACAAUAAGUCAGACGGGAAAAAGUUUUUCUCAACAAUUGAAAAAUGCAUUGAAGAAACUUUUUAUUAUGAUAAUUUUCACAUAAUUUGUUCUAUUAUCUUGUAACAUGAGUUUAAAAUGUCUACAUUUAAAUUAUUUUUCAGACUUCAUUAUACAAGGCAUAGAAGUCUCAGUGGUGGUCACUCUUAUAGAAUGAUUAUACAUGUAUUUUUUUUUUUUUUUUAAAUGUUUAUCUUCCUAGAUCUGAUAUAACACAUGUAUAAAAUCUAACUCGUUAUCACCUAACUUGUUAUCCCACCGUCCUGCCAGCAUUGAAUAAAUUUUAUUUAAGAGUGA
Messenger RNA from Ruditapes philippinarum (Manila clam), 6776 nucleotides. Its product is annotated as gamma-tubulin complex component 3 homolog. Gene Ontology annotation, molecular function: microtubule minus-end binding; gamma-tubulin binding. Lineage: Eukaryota; Metazoa; Mollusca; Bivalvia; Venerida; Veneridae. Gene Ontology annotation, biological process: mitotic cell cycle; microtubule nucleation; spindle assembly. The record is from RefSeq and is a predicted model, not a curated record. The coding region runs from base 85 to 2436 and encodes 783 amino acids. Gene Ontology annotation, cellular component: gamma-tubulin small complex; centrosome; equatorial microtubule organizing center. The transcript has 23 exons.